Messenger RNA from Oreochromis niloticus (Nile tilapia), 1195 nucleotides. RefSeq lists its product as uncharacterized. Lineage: Eukaryota; Metazoa; Chordata; Actinopteri; Cichliformes; Cichlidae. The record is from RefSeq and is a predicted model, not a curated record. The transcript is spliced from 5 exons. Gene Ontology annotation, biological process: B cell receptor signaling pathway; B cell differentiation. Bases 217 to 924 code for a protein of 235 amino acids. Gene Ontology annotation, cellular component: B cell receptor complex; external side of plasma membrane.
AAGUCUGAGUCUUAGUCACAGCUUCUAUAGUGGGUCUCUAGCUGUUGUCUGUCUGAAGGAGGAAGCAGCAGCAUCUGUGGGUUUUCACACUUCUCUAGAAAACAGAAGAUCUUUGAAGAAAACAUGGUGCACUGUGUGUGUGUGUGUGUGUGUGUGUGUGUGGUGGGUGGGACUAAGAGAAGCUGUGACAGAUGAAGCAAUUGUAACUGUUCAGUAAUGAAUCAGUGUGGCAAGAUGAAGAUCUUGCUAAGUAGUCUGCUUUUCGCCUCUCUCUGUACCCUCUCAUCCUGGAGUGUUUCAUCAGGCACAUUAGUUGUGAUACAGAUUCCUGGUGUUUCUUUCAUGGAAGGAGAGACUGUAAACAUCACCUGCUGCUGGACAGAGAUACUUGACAGAGUGAGAGUGACCUGGCUGAAAAAUCAAAGUAAAAUUAAGAGUGAGAGCAACUCAAAUGGAUCUCAAGUCGUUUUGAAAGAGGAAGGAAAGAACUGCGCAUCUUUGAAUUUCUCAAAAAUCACAACAGAGGAUUCAGGGACAUACAUCUGCAAGGUGACUGUGGAGAUACCAUCUUUAACUGAGGUUAAAGGAAAUGGGACAGUUAUCACAGUCAGAGAGAAGACAGAAAACGAUACUGGCAACAUCAGCAGUGGAAAAUCCAAUUUUGGGAGACCACCAAUCAGCGUGAUCAUUUCCCUGGCUGUAGUGGUUCCUUUGCUCCUCACCACACUCGUCUGUUACUGCACACUGCGAAGAAAACAAGCACUAGCAGCCAGGGUCAUCUACGAGGUUCCCCACGUAGACUCCGACGUGGCAGAGAUGGACAAACACAGCACAAACUCCUCCAGAGGCUCGUCUCAAUGGUGUCAAGUGCCUCUGUAUGAAUCCUUCUACUUCGAGCAUGUGGAUCCCAAAGAAAGUAAAUGAGUGUUGGUUCUGGAGUUUUUUCGUGUACUUUCUGUCCUGUAUAUAGCAUAUUUUCAUUUGACAUUUUUGCAUGAUUGCAAAAAAAAAAAAACCCAUAUAUGGUUGUAAAUAUGUAUGUAUUUUUCUAUAAACUACAUCUUAAUUAAAAUUAAUUUCAGUAAUGGAGAAAGUGAUGGGGCGUUAGUCUCAUAAAGCCUGAAUCACAACAUAAUAAUAUGUUCAUGUGUUCAUUGAGCCUUCUGACAAAUAAAAAAAUAAAAUAAAUUUUGAA